Molecule: messenger RNA, 1052 nt
Organism: Cylindrotheca closterium
Lineage: Eukaryota; Bacillariophyta; Bacillariophyceae; Bacillariales; Bacillariaceae
Source: the annotation of a GenBank genome assembly
AUGGGAAAGUCGAAGAACAACAAGAAAGUGGCAAUUGCUGCUAAACCUGUUAAUUCUACUGCUCUUACUCAGGGUCGCAUCAGUUUGUCGCAAAAAAGCCGAGCCGAAACCGCCAAAAUUCGAUCGAAAAAGGAAUCCGACAAUUUGGACCCUCCAAUCGUCAACAACAACAGCGACACCGAGAUGGAGGAGGUCGAGAAUCCACUGAAGUACGAUCGCAUUGUCCAGAACAUCAAUUUGUCUCAGUGGAACCUGCAAACCCUUGCCUAUUUAUGCACAAUCCACCACCCUCCGGCGACUGAAUCCUGGGAGGAAGCAGCCGAGAAGCUACUACAGAUUUGUGAUGGGGACUGGAACUUGGUCAAACAACGCAUUCGAGCUGCGCUUGACCGAGACAUCAGGGACAAAUUUAUUGGAAACGAUCGGGAGCUCGUCGUCUAUGUCCGAGGACUGAUUCUUGGGCUGGCGGUUCAGGAUCCUCUGGUGAUUUUUCCGUUGGAUGACCCGAUGGAGGAGACUAAUUUUUUCAAUCGGUAUUGGGAUUUUACUUUGGAGGUUGAGCCUCGUUUACUACUGGAACUACGUCCUCUGGCUAAAGUGUGGGCCAUUGCGGUUGAACUUCUAGGCCACCCGUGGACCGACCCUGACACGACGACGGUAGUAACGGAAUUGGCUGAGCGUCGCUCAGCAGCCAAGGGCCGAAAACGUGAGCGCAAUCUGGACCCAUCAACGGAACGCAAAUCAGCUCCAAUUGACCCUCGCUCACCUGCGCGAGGGUUCUUUCCGGAUGCCACUCCAAAACCAGUUCGCGACUCUAUUGCCCCCGAUAAGGAUGAUUUGGGGAUGAUGGACACAACGGGUCCAUCGGUAAUUAGCCCCACCAAUAAACCAGUCAACGGCGAGUUUGCUUAUUGGUCCGACAACAAUGGGUCGGAGUCCGUUGAGUCGGCUCCAGACUUUUCUGCACCAUCGAAUUCGGACCAACCUCCUACUGAAGUGGUUGUGGGGAAGUCACCUGCCCCAGCUCAGCGGGCCAAUGACCCCUCGGCAAC